AGCAGCUUGGUAAAUGGGUUGAAACUGCAGCGAGGCGACUCCACAGCAGAGAAGCAGCCGUUUCCUCUUCUCUGCUUCUCUUUCCUGUUAUAGUUCAGCUGCGGUCAAACCAGUUUGGUUUGUGUGAAGGUUCACAUCAGGCUUAGAUAACGACUAAAGGUUGAUUCAUCUUUAGACUUGCAGAAAAUGUAUUGAUGGAUUAUAAAACUCAAAUCCCAUUGAUUUUCAAUGUGAGUGUUUGUGUUUACUUAGGGGUCAGGAAAGUGCUGGGAUCGUUACAAGUAAUGGAGCCAGUCCACCGACAUAUGCAGUCCAUAAGGGAAUGGGAUUAGUAAGCACCGCUUUCUCGCCCGAGGCUCUUCUGAAACUGCGCUAUGGUAACCUUGGCAUCUGUCACACACGCUAUUCCACUACCGGGAUCUCCGAGCUGCAGAACUGCCAGCCCUUUGUGGUGGAUACGCUGCACGGCAAGAUCGCAGUCGCGCACAACGGCGAGCUGGUUAACGCUCAUGCCUUGCGGAAGAAGGUUAUGCGUCAUGGCGUCGGCCUCUCCACCAGCUCAGACAGUGAACUCAUCACCCAACUGCUGGCGUUCACUCCACCUCUGGAGGAGCUAGAUGCACCUGACUGGGUUGCCAGAAUUAAAAACCUCAUGACUGAAACUCCAACAUCAUACUCACUGUUGAUGAUGGUUAAAGAUGUUGUCUACGCAGUGCGUGACCCUUAUGGAAAUCGACCCCUGUGCAUUGGACGUGUUGUUCCCAUCUCUAAACUGCACACCCCAGGUGCUGGGGAGGAGGACACUGAGGGGUGGGUGGUGUCAUCAGAGUCCUGCAGUUUUCAAUCCAUUGGUGCCAAGUAUUACAGAGAGGUCUUACCAGGAGAGAUAGUUCAGAUCUCCAAACAUGGAGUCAAGUCUCUGAGUGUUGUGCCUCGCCCUGAGGGAGACCUCCCAGCCUUCUGCAUAUUUGAAUACGUUUAUUUUGCCAGACCAGACUCUAUUUUUGAAGGACAGAUGGUCUAUACUGUGAGGCAGCGCUGUGGUAGGCGGUUGGCCAUUGAGGCUCCCACCGACGCGGACGUGGUCAGCACCGUGCCAGAGUCUGCGACCCCCGCUGCACUGGGCUACGCUCAGCAGUCUGGGCUGCCAUACAUUGAGGUUCUGUGUAAGAACCGCUACGUCGGGAGAACGUUUAUUCAACCAAACACCCGUUUGAGGCAGCUGGGAGUUGCCAAGAAGUUCGGAGCACUGACAGAUAAUUUUGCUGGGAAGCGGGUGGUGCUAAUCGACGACUCCAUUGUCAGAGGCAACACCAUCUCGCCCAUUAUAAAACUGCUCAAGGAAGCUGGUGCGACAGAGGUUCAUAUCAGAGUGGCCUCUCCACCAAUCAGGUUCCCUUGCUACAUGGGCAUCAACAUUCCCACCAAGGAGGAGCUCAUUGCCAACAGGCCCGAGUUUCAGGACAUUGCUGGAUACAUUGGUGCAGCCAGUGUCAAGUAUCUGACUGUGGAGGGCCUGGUAUCAGCUGUUCAAGAGGGCAUCGCGUCCAUGCAGGAGAAAGACGACAUGAUCAGCUCCAGUAACAAGUCCAGUAAGAGAGUGGGCCACUGCACCGCCUGUCUGACUGGGAAGUAUCCAGUGGAGCUGGAGUGGUAACAGCUGUAGCAACGCCAUGGUUAAAGCAGCUCUGAAGCGCCACAUGUAAAUGAAAUGUCCUUUAUAGACUGGAUGAGCAAUUAUGAAAUUUUCCUGCAGAGGAAAAACUGUUGCUUUUGACGACCUUCAGUGGUGGCAGCUUCAUCUGUCUGCCGUUCACUACAUCCUGAUGUCAAUGAAGUGCCUGACCACACAACACUGAUGUUAUGUUUUUUUUAUAUUACCACGUAAAUGUUUUCAUUAAAAUUUUGAAACUACUUUCCCACGUCAACAUUGCUUGCCUUAGCAAAUAUGUGCAUUUGAUAGAAUUUGCCGUGUCAGAGAAGUGCUCAAAGUUAGUGACCAAAAAGUUAAUUGGUCUAUAUUUCCUUAAGUUUAUUUCUCUAACUUUUUGUUUCAUAAAAAUUAACAAAUUUGCUCUUUGUUUUGCGUAUGACUGUUGUUAGAGAUUUUGAUUUUUGACUUUAAACAUUGUAUAUAAUGAAAAAGUUAAAUAAACAGAACUGCAAUGA
Molecule: messenger RNA, 2169 nt
Organism: Pleuronectes platessa (European plaice)
Lineage: Eukaryota; Metazoa; Chordata; Actinopteri; Pleuronectiformes; Pleuronectidae
Gene: ppat
Product: phosphoribosyl pyrophosphate amidotransferase
Exons: 10
Coding region: 323-1657 (444 amino acids)
Biological process (GO): purine nucleotide biosynthetic process; purine nucleobase biosynthetic process
Molecular function (GO): amidophosphoribosyltransferase activity
Source: RefSeq, a predicted model, not a curated record